AUGAAGAUCAUGCAGGCGCUGAUCAACAAGCGAUUUGACUUUGUUUAUGGCGACGCACACGGAGUUGCACACGUACUGGACCCUCGUUUCUGUGGCGCUCAAAUGGAUACGGAAACGCGGUCCAGUGUGGAGGAAUUCAUCACGGAGUGGCGCGGUAUUAAUAAAGAACAAGGCGAAGCCACCGCAGACGCCGUUGUUAUCGAGCUUGUGCGGUUCCAACGCUUUACUGCGGAGCUGAAGGUGAAUGCCCAACGAAUGUGGACCCAGCUGAAAAACGGCAAGCUUGCUGUGUACGACUUUUGGUGUCCCCUAAAACAGUUUUCUCUUCUCCAAGACAUUGCCAAGCAAGUGUUUCCCUGUACAGCUGGGAGUUCGGCAGCUGAGAGGAAUUUCUCCGCUCAUGGCUUUACCAUUCAUAGCUACGCAACCAUCUUGCUCCAGAACGAGUUGAAAAACUUGUUCACAUCUACUUCAACGUUCGCAACAUUCAAGAUGAAGAUAUUGAAGUGUACACAGAGCUGGAUGACGUUUUGCGCCUGA
Molecule: messenger RNA, 540 nt
Organism: Phytophthora nicotianae INRA-310
Lineage: Eukaryota; Oomycota; Peronosporomycetes; Peronosporales; Peronosporaceae
Exons: 1
Coding region: 1-540 (179 amino acids)
Source: RefSeq, a predicted model, not a curated record